CAGCAGUGGGACUUGGACAAUGUUGCCCUGUAAGAAGAGAAGGACUACGGUGACAGAGUCCCCACAGCACCAGGGCAAUCAGGAGGAAGGGGACCUAGACCUGGAGUCAGCUGUUAAGUCGUCGUCUGACCAGGUGAAAGACUUGGGGUCAGCGUCACUCUCUGGGAGUCCGAGUCAUGGCAGAGCAGCUGGCCUCCAAAUAGAGUCCGUGGAGGAUGCUGGAAAUCAGCUUGGUGUGGAGGAUCCGUCUUUGAGCUCUAGGGUGCUCACCCAGGACACAAAUGCACCAGUUUUAGAAGCUGUUGAUGUGGCCAUCUCUCAGGGAAUCACCCUACCUUCCUUGGAGUCUUCGCAGCCCCUUAAUGUACACAUUGGUAAAGGAAAAGUCCAGGCCACUGGCUCAAGGAGAGGGAAGAAGAUGACACUCAGGCCCGGGCUUGUUCCCCAAGAAGACAGAGGUGAUCAUCCUAUUACAAAGGAGCCUUUUUCAGGAGAGCCUAGUGAAGAAGUCAAGGAAGAAGGAGGAAAACCUCAGUUGCACUCUGGAGGGGCGAUACCUUUGCUGCCGUUAGGCAGCCACUCUGCAAAACCAGGAGCCCCGCCUGGGAAACCCCCUCAGCCAGGUGUCUGUGCAUGUCCUCAGGAAAAGCCAUUCGGGACCCUGGCUCCGCAAGCUGAGGAUGAGACAGAGGACGGUGGACUCUUCAUUCCGAUGGAAGAACAAGGCGGUGAAGAAAGUGAGAAAAGGCGAAAAAAGAGAAAGGGCACCAAGAGGAAGCGGGACGGACGGGGUCCAGAGGGAGGGGCGUGGGCUUGCGACCUGAAGCUGGACGACGCGCUGGACCGCACGCUGGAGGACGGCGCCAAGCAGCACAACCUGACUGCGGUCAACGUGCGCAACAUCCUCCACGAAGUAAUCACAAAUGAGCAUGUGGUAGCUAUGAUGAAAGCAGCCAUCAGUGAGACGGAAGACAUGCCAAUGUUUGAGCCCAAAAUGACACGCUCUAAACUGAAGGAAGUGGUGGAAAAAGGAGUGGUAAUUCCAACGUGGAAUAUUUCACCAAUUAAGAAGGCCAAUGAAAUUAAGCCCCCCCAGUUCGUGGACAUCCACCUGGAAGAUGAUGACUCCUCAGAUGAGGAGUACCAGCCGGACGACGAGGAGGAGGACGAGACGGCUGAAGAGAGUUUGUUGGAAAGUGAUGUUGAAAGCACCGCUUCAUCUCCACGGGGCGCGAAGAAGUCCAGGUUGAGGCAGUCUUCCGAGAUGACCGAGACUGAUGAGGAGGGUGGCCUGCUGUCAGAGGCUGAGAAAGUCACCACACCUGCCGUCAGGCACAUCAGUGCUGAGGUAGUGCCCAUGGGGCCCCCGCCCCCCCCAAAGCCCAAGCAGACCAGGGACAGUACUUUCAUGGAGAAGUUGCAUGCAGUAGAUGAGGAGCUGGCUUCCAGUCCCGUCUGCAUGGACUCUUUCCAGCCCAUGGACGACAGCCUCAUUGCCUUCCGCACCCGCUCCAAGAUGCCCCUGAAAGACAUUCCCCUGGGGCAGCUAGAGGCGGCGCUGCGGGCUCCGGACAUCACCCCAGACAUGUAUGACCCCAAUACAGCUGACGACGAGGACUGGAAGGUGUGGCUAGGGGGGCUCAUGAAUGAUGAUGUGGGAAAUGAGGAUGAGGCUGAUGACGAUGACGAUCCAGAAUAUAACUUCCUGGAAGACCUUGAUGAACCCGACACAGAGGAUUUCCGCACUGACCGGGCCGUGAGGAUCACCAAGAAGGAGGUGAAUGAGCUGAUGGAGGAACUGUUUGAAACUUUCCAAGACGAGAUGGGACUCUCCCACGUGGAGGAUGACGGCCCGGAGGAGGAGGACCGCGCGGCUGAACCCCGGCCUAGCUUCAACACCCCUCAGGCCCUGCGGUUUGAGGAACCACUGGCCAACUUGCUGAAUGAGCAGCACCGCACAGUGAAGGAGCAGCUUGAGCAGCUGAAGAUGAAGAAAUCCUCAGGCAGACAGCAGCAGGAGGUGGAGAGGGUGAAGCCCCAGACUGAGAAGGUUCAUCAGACGCUGACUCUAGACCCACCACAGAGGAGGCGCCUCCAGCAGCAGAUGCAGCAGCAUGUUCAGCUCUUGACGCAAAUUCACCUUCUCGCCUCCUCCAACCCCAACCUCAAUUCGGAGGCCAGUACCACCAGGAUAUUUCUUAAAGAGCUGGGCACCUUCGCUCAGAGCUCUGUCGCACUCCACCAGUCCAUUCCCGGCUUCCAGACCUUGUUUCAGCCCUGCAACCUGCUGGGGGCAAUGCAGCUCGUUGAAGACUUCAACACGCACGUCAGCAUCGACUGGAGUCCUCGCAAAACUGUCAAGAAGACUGCAGACGAAUUUCCCUGUUUGCCAAAACAAGUGGCUUGGAUCCUGGCCACAAGCAAGGUGUUCAUGUACCCGGAGCUACUUCCAGUGUGUUCUCUGAAGGCGAAGAACCCCCAGGAUAAGAUUUUCUUCACCAAGGCCGAGGACAAUUUGUUGGCUUUAGGGCUAAAGCACUUUGAAGGGACCAAGUUUCCUAAGCUGCUGAUCAGCAAGUACCUCCUCACCUGCAAGACCGCCCACCAACUGACAGUGAGGAUCAAGAACCUCAACAUGAACAGAGCGCCUGACAACAUCAUCAAAUUUUAUAAGAAGACCAAACAGUUGCCCGUCUUGGUGAAAUGCUGUGAAGAGAUCCAGCCCCAUCAGUGGAAGCCACCUGUCGAGAGGGAAGAGCACCGGCUUCCGUUCUGGUUAAAGGCCAGCCUGCCAUCCAUCCAGGAGGAACUGUGGCGCAUAGCGGACGGCGCCAGAGGGGUAGGAAGUGUGACUGGAACCGCUGAGGGCAGCUCAGAGCCAGGCCUGGGAAAAGGCAGCUCGGAAUUGGGCAGUGAAACUCUGUACCCACUGCUGUUGCCCAAGGGUGUAGUCCUGAAACUGAAGCCAGUGGCCAACUGUUUCUCCAGGAAGGCCUGGAGACAGAAGCGGCCAUCAGUCCUGAAGCCCUUGCUAAUCAGACCCAGCCCCUCUGUCCAGCCCAGCUCCACCUCUGGGAAAACACCAGCUAGGUCAACUCUGUCCGAAGCCCCUCCGAGCAAAAUGGUGGUCCGGAUUCCUCACGCGAUCCAGCCAGCCGCUGUCUUGCAGACGGUGCCCGGCGUCCCUCCACUGGGGGUCACGGCGGGGGACAGUUGUGAGUCUCCGGCAGCACUGCCUCCCACAGCCCCCGAGGCCAGGACCAGCUUCCCUCUGUCUGAGCCCCAGACCCUGCUCUCCUCUGCCCCUGUGCCCAAGGUAAUGCUGCCCUCACUUGCCCCUUCCAAGUUUCGAAAGCCGUGUGCGAAGCCAAGAGCCUCCAAGAGAAAGGGGGCCACGGCCUCUCUCCGUCUGGAGCCCGCCUCCCUCCUCCACCCGCUCCCCGUUAUCUUCACCGUGCCCGCCGCCACGGUGAAGGUUGUCAGCCUCGGCAGUGGCUGCAACGUGAUCCAGCCCGUCAGCGCAGCCGUGGCCCAGACUCCUCAGACCAUCCCCAUCACCACCCUCCUGGUGAACCCCACUUCCUUCCCCUGCCCAUUGAACCAGCCCCUUGUGGCCUCCUCUCUCCCACCCCUGAUUGUUUCCAGCAACUCUGUGAGUCUUCCUGUUCCCUCCGCCCCUGAAGACAAGGCCCAAGUGAAUGUGGACAUUGCUUGUCCUUUGGUUGAAGGGAAAAAUGCCUUUCAAGGCCUAGAACCCAAAUUAGAACCCCAGGAACUAUCUCCUCUCUGUGCUCCUGUCUUCCCCAAAGAGGAGCACAGCCCAGGGCCCCCAGCAGCAGAUCACGUGUGCCAGGAAGAGCAGCCAGAGAACAGUGCCUGUGGCUGGACUCUGGUGAAGGCCGAGGAUGGGAGGCAGGCUCUGGAGCCGCUGCCUCCAGGGGACUUGCAGGAAAUGGUCAAGAUGGAACCUCAGGACCCGGGGGAGGACGACUCCAGUGGGUCCCCAGGGCAGGACACCUGUGAAGACAGCAGAGAGGAACGUUCUGUGGCAUUGGACGCUGGCUUCCCAGGUGAGGAGCCGAGUGGUCCUAGUGAGCUAAGGAGACAGCCAGCCUUCCAGCAGGAGGACGACAGAAGUGAGCUGGCUAGAACCUCGUCAGCUUCUCGGGAACCUCGGGAUGAGGGAGACUCCGGAGAUGUGAGCAGAGGGUCUCCCAAGAUGGCUUCUUCCUGCGCCGACCCUGAAGUGCGCAGCAGCCCCCCAGGCAAGUCUGAGGACCUGGCCAGCGCCGUCGGCCAGGCGCCGGGGGUCCCAGCUGGGCCGGAAGCUGGGGGCGAGAAGGACGGGCCGGAGGAGGAGGAAGAGGAGGACUUUGACGACCUGACCCAAGAUGAGGAGGAUGAGAUGUCCUCAGCCUCUGAGGAGUCUGUGCUCUCGGUCCCGGAACUCCAGGAAACGAUGGAGAAGCUGACCUGGCUGGCCUCUGAGCGGCGCGCGGGCCAGGAGGGCGAGUCCGAGGACGAGAACUCGCAGGAGGAGAACUCUGAGCCUGAAGAAGAAGAGGAAGAAGAGGCAGAAGGAAUGGAGAGCCUGCAGAAGGAGGACGAAAUGACGGACGAAGCCGUCGGAGACCCUGCUGAGAAGCCGCCGGCCACCUUCGCCUCGCCUGGGACUGCUCCGGAAGCGGAGGCCAGCAGCGCCCCGCCAGGAGAGAGCGGCCGAGCUGCUGGGAAGGGCCGGGGCAGUCAGCGAGUUCGCAGCAAGCGGGGAAGCCGGGCCCGGGCCAGCAAGGACACGUCCAAGCUGCUGCUGCUGUAUGACGAGGACAUUCUCGAGCGGGACCCCCUCAGGGAGCAGAAGGAUUUGGCCUUUGCUCAGGCUUACCUGACCAGGGUACGAGAAGCACUGCAGCAUAUCCCUGGCAAGUAUGAGGACUUCCUGCAGGUCAUCUAUGAGUUCGAGUCCAGCACUCAGAGGCAGACAGCUGUGGAUCUCUACAGAAGCCUGCAGGUUCUGCUCCAGGACUGGCCUCAGCUGCUGAAGGAUUUCGCUGCUUUCCUGCUGCCCGAGCAGGCUCUGGCCUGCGGAUUAUUUGAGGAACAGCAGGCGUUUGAGAAGAGCCGCAAGUUUCUCCGGCAGCUGGAGAUUUGCUUUGCAGAGAACCCCUCGCACCACCAGAAGAUCAUCAGGGUCCUCCAGAGCUGUGCGGACUGCCUGCCGCAGGAGAUCACGGAGCUCAAGACGCAGAUGUGGCAGCUUCUGAAGGGCCACGACCACCUGCAGGACGAGUUCUCCGUCUUCUUUGACCACCUGCGCCCAGCGGCCAGCCGGAUGGGGGACUUUGAAGAGAUCAACUGGACCGAGGAGAAGGAGUACGAGUUUGACGGCUUUGAAGAAGUGGCACUGCCCGAUGUGGAGGAGGAAGAGGAGCCCCCCAAGAUACCCACGGCCUCCAAGAGCAAAAGAAGAAAAGAGAUUGGGGCCCAAAAUCAUGACAAGGAGGCUGAGUGGCCGGAUGGAGCCAAGGACUGUGCCUGCUCCUGCCAUGAAGGAGGCCCUGACUCCAGGCUGAAGAAGAGCAAGAGAAGAAGCUGCGGCCACUGUGGCAGCAGGGUCUGUGACAGCAAGUCCUACAAGAGCAAGGAGCCCCAGGAGUUGGCGGGCAGCAGUCCCCACCGGGAGGCCAGCCCUGGGCCCGGUGCUAAGGAAGCCGGGCAGGGUAAGGACCUGCAGGAGGAGGAGGCCCCCGAGGAGCGAGAAAGCACAGAGGCAGCCCAGGAGCAGCCUGGUGGGAGCGCUGGCAGCAGGGGGACGCCUCUUCCCGGACUGGCAGUGGGGAGCACUCCGCUCUCCCCUCAGGAGGUGACUCUUGCAGACCAGCUCGUCCUGGAUGACCCACGGCCCUGCUCGCCGGAGACCCCUCGGCUUCCCUCCAGUACUGGGGCCAUGCUCUGCACUGGGAGGAGAAGCCAGGCUGGGCAGGAGGUCCUCUCCUGCCCUCAGGCAUCCCCCAGACUUCGGAAGGAGAGGGAGGACCAGGAGGCAGUGGGUGAGCCAGAGGCUUCCAUGCCGGCCUGGGAGGCUUCGGAAAUGGAGAAAUGGCCUGGAACUGUUGAGCCCCCUGCUUCCUUCCUGAGUCCCGUUUCCUCAAGGACCAGAGACGUGGGGAGAACACAGGUAUCUGAGAGAUCAGAUACUCCAGAGAGCUGGUUGCUGGCAGGCAGAGCUGCGGUGAAGACAGGAAACAGAAAGUCCCCUGUCCGUGAAUCUCCUUCGUCAGGAAUUGACACCUCAGAGACUUCUUCCAAAGCCCCUAGGGGAGGUCUGGCUAAGGACAGUGGAAACCAGGGCAAGGGUCCAGCGGGAGAGCCGCACCCGAAGGCCACAGAAGCUACAGUCUGUGCCAACAACAGCAAGGUCAGCUCCACUGGGGAGAAGGUGGUCCUGUGGACAAGGGAAGCUGACCGCGUGAUUCUCACCAUGUGCCAGGAGCGAGGAGCACAGCCCCAGACGUUCAGCAGCAUCUCCCAGCAGCUGGGAAAUAAGACCCCCACCGAGGUUUCCCACCGUUUCCGAGAACUCGUGCAGCUCUUCCACACGGCCUGCGAGGCCAGCUCCGAGGACGAGGAGGACGCGACCAGUACGAGCAACACAGACCAGCUGUCAGACCGCGGGGACCUUCUGUCCGAGGAGGAGAUGGACGGGUGACUGGGCGCGCGUGCCCGUCGUCUGCACCUCCUGCCCCCGCCGGCCCCCCGAGGGAGGGCGCUUGUACUGUGCCGGGCUGCCCCUGAGCUCGGGACACAGAGCCGCAGGGGCUGAGGGCAAGGACAGAGGCAGACCGGGGGCUGGGCAGCCGUGCCCGCGUAGGCGUCGCUCAAGGUCUUCAGAAGCUACGUGU
Molecule: messenger RNA, 6902 nt
Organism: Odobenus rosmarus divergens (Pacific walrus)
Lineage: Eukaryota; Metazoa; Chordata; Mammalia; Carnivora; Odobenidae
Gene: GON4L
Product: gon-4-like (C. elegans)
Exons: 31
Coding region: 20-6709 (2229 amino acids)
Biological process (GO): regulation of DNA-templated transcription
Cellular component (GO): nucleus
Molecular function (GO): transcription coregulator activity
Source: RefSeq, a predicted model, not a curated record